This is a messenger RNA of Cryptococcus deneoformans JEC21, 1520 nucleotides long. RefSeq lists its product as hypothetical. The coding region runs from base 39 to 1436 and encodes 465 amino acids. The record is from RefSeq and is a predicted model, not a curated record. The transcript has 6 exons. Lineage: Eukaryota; Fungi; Basidiomycota; Tremellomycetes; Tremellales; Cryptococcaceae.
UAACUCGUAAACCUCAUCUACAUCUAUACGUCCACAGAAUGACAUUUUCUACCAGAAAUGCGUACUACCUCAGGGUAUCAAAUUAUCGAGUCAUCCCUCUCUUUCUGUACCUCGAUGAGCGCCAUGUCGACUGGAUGUCUGAUCGAGUCUUGCAGCUUGUCAUAGCAUCUCUACAGCACAAGCUUCCUAAUAUGCUGUGGAACGCAAGAGGAGAGAAGAAGCACAAAGUCCAUGUCGAGCGUGGUGAUGAUUACCAGUUUUGUUAUUUCCUGCGGUCGACGACUCGUACAGAAGUUGUCCUCUUGAAAAGCAAGACAGUCUCUCUCCGUCCGCCAACACCCCCUCCCGCAGUCCUUUCAGAACCUCAAGGCUCCAAACGUAAACGACCAACUCAAUCGAGAAGAUCGAACAGUAAGGCUCCCAGACAAAGUCGGGCUGGAACGAGGGCAAGCUCAAGAGCGAGGUCUGUGUCUGUACGAUACCACGACGGAGAGGAAGAGGAGGAGGAGGGGGAUCGGUAUGAGGAAGAAGAGACAGAGACAUUUGAAGGGGAGAAUGCGAUGAGAGGAUAUGAUCCAGAUGGGAUUCAAGUCAAAGCUGAGCCUGAUCCCGAUGAGGAGGAGGACGAGUUUGCUGGACAGCCUAAUAUCAAAGAUUGGAAACCCGACGUCGACGUGACUUUUAAAGGUUUCGGCACAUCAUCCAUCCAACUCGUCCUGAUCAUCGAACCCUACCCACCCCUCCCGCCUUCCCAAUACGCUCCCCCUUCAUCCCGCUUAUCUUCCCGUUCUGCGUCCGUCAUGUCCUCCCACUCUCGCGCACGUUCGUCCCAAACACGGCUACGGGGUGAACGUGAAAGUGGGCGAUAUUCUUCCACCAGUCUAUCCCUUUCUGUUGCUCCUGAUGGUUCAACGGGAGGAGGCGAAGGGGGAGGGGUGAGGGGGGAUAAUAUCGCGAAUAUGCGAAACGCUUCUCGCGCACCCUCGGUAGCCAACUCCCGAAGAGGCGGGACCAGUACGCCCUUCCGAGAGGAAAGUUCUACCCCCGGUCUCUCUGGUUCCGGAGGUAUGGGCAGCCGACGAAGAAUGUCACAAACGCCAUUGUUCAUGCCGAGGGAUACGCCGUUUGACGACGAUGAAGAAGAUGAAGAAGAGCAUGAGAUGUACCUUUCCGCUUUGGCGGAAGGUCGGGAGCGGUUACCUUCUGUUUCCCACCCUGCUGGUGAAGGACGAGAACGAGGACGAAGGAGGGGGAGGGGGAGAAAAGAAGAGGAGGAAGAGGAAGAGGAUGUACCGGAGAGUGUGGUUGAUAUAGGGGAGAGAUUGGUGAGGAAUAGUGAGAUUGAGCAAGGGGUUGUGAGAGUGCAAGGAGGUUGGGAAGAGAGAGGGGACGGCGAGGAGAGCGCUGUCAUGGGUAGGGACGAGCCUGGAGAUUAAUUUUCGGUGAUCCGUUGAGCUCGACUUUUGAAGGCAAAUUCUAUACUGCAUUUAAAAGACAAUAAAACGUAAAAUGCACAGGUA